Molecule: messenger RNA, 1644 nt
Organism: Arachis ipaensis
Lineage: Eukaryota; Viridiplantae; Streptophyta; Magnoliopsida; Fabales; Fabaceae
Gene: DELTA-OAT
Product: ornithine-delta-aminotransferase
Cellular component (GO): cytoplasm
Molecular function (GO): pyridoxal phosphate binding; L-ornithine transaminase activity; identical protein binding
Source: RefSeq, a predicted model, not a curated record
AACCCAUUAUAAGACGAGUGAGUGACAGAGACAGUUGCCAAAAUCCUAAGUAAAGGUUUUGGUGUUAGCUUAUUGAAUCUUCCAUGGCUGCGAGGAGACCCGUCCAGUGUUUGCUGCAAAGGGUUUGCGGCGGAAGCAGACGAUUCGGUGUUGCUCUUCAGGGCCAUGCUUCUUCUUCCUCUUCUCAGCAACUCAUUGACAAGGAAUAUCAGUACAGCGCCCACAAUUACCAUCCAAUUCCCAUUGUGUUUUCUCAAGCAAAGGGAGCUGCUGUGUGGGAUCCAGAGGGAAACAAAUAUCUUGAUUUCUUAUCUGCUUAUUCUGCUGUUAAUCAGGGACAUUGCCAUCCUAAAAUUCUGAAAGCCUUAACAGAGCAGGCAGAAAAGCUGACCCUGAGCUCUCGAGCCUUUUACAAUGAUCGGUUUCCACCAUUUGCUGAGCAUUUGACAAGUAUGCUUGGUUAUGAUAUGGUGCUUCCCAUGAACACUGGUGCUGAAGGAGUGGAAACAGCUCUGAAAUUAGCAAGAAAGUGGGGUUAUGAAAAGAAAAGAAUUCCCAAAGAUGAGGCUAUUAUUGUGUCAUGUUGUGGCUGCUUCCAUGGCCGUACACUAGCUGUUAUAUCUAUGAGUUGUGACAAUGAAGCUACCCGGGGUUUUGGUCCUUUAUUGCCUGGCCAUCUUAAAGUUGAUUUUGGUGAUGCAGAAGCCCUUGAAAGAAUUUUUAAAGAAAAAGGAGAACACAUAGCUGGCUUUCUUUUGGAACCCAUCCAGGGUGAAGCUGGGGUAAUCAUUCCUCCGGAUGGCUAUUUGAAAGCUGUUAGAGAUCUUUGCACCAGAUAUAAUGUGCUGAUGAUUGCAGACGAAAUACAAACUGGGUUAGCAAGAACGGGGAAGAUGCUGGCUUGUGACUGGGAAGAAGUUCGCCCAGAUGUUGUGAUACUAGGGAAAGCAUUGGGUGGAGGAGUUUUUCCUGUGAGUGCAGUUCUUGCAGACAAGGAUGUAAUGCUUUGUAUAAAACCAGGAGAGCAUGGAAGUACCUUUGGCGGGAACCCAUUGGCCAGUGCAGUCGCAAUUGCGGCACUAAAUGUGAUCAAAGAGGAGAGGCUUGUCGAAAGAUCUGAGCAACUGGGAGAGGAGCUCGGCCGCGAGCUGCACAAGAUUCAGCAACAAUACCCGAAGUAUGUGAAGGAGGUUCGCGGACGAGGAUUGUUCGGCGCGGUGGAGCUUAACAGCAAGAGCUUGUCCCCUGUAUCAGCCUAUGAUUUGUGCGAAAAGCUGAAGGAUAGAGGAGUCCUUGCGAAGCCGACACACGAUACAAUUAUCCGCUUUACGCCUCCACUUUGCAUCAGUUGGGAUGAGAUACAAGAAGGUUCUAAGGCCCUGGCUGAUGUCUUGGAAAUUGAUUUACCCAAGCUUCAAAAGACGAAGCCAAAACAUGAUGCUUCUCAAGUUGCCUCCCAUUCCCAUGCAUGCGAUCGUUGCGGUCGACUCUUGUACGGUUGAAUCAUUAGAGCACCCUUCUAUUCUACUAUAUAAAAGAGGAGAAUAAUUUUGUAAUAUCCUCACACUAUUCAAUAAUCGAGAUUAAUUUCUUGACAACAAAACUAAUCGUAACGUUUUACAGGCCAAUUACUCACUUCUUUUA